CCCGAAUCCAGAGAAGGGGGCCCCACCCCCACUUCCUGCCACACCGGCCACACCUUGCCCCGGGGUAUCCUGGGCAGGCCACUUCCUCCUCUCGGGGGGGGGGGGUGGCACCCCAGAACCUACUGGAGAGAGGCGAGGACAGACCCACAAGGAUGGACAGGUUCUGGAUGACCACUGGCCGGGUCUCCCUUCUGGAAGCUCUGGUCCCGUGCCUGGUUCAGGCACAGCCCUUGGCCCAGAGGAAGCCGUGGCUGGUGGGGCUGGGGGCCGCGCUGGCCGCCCUCUUCCUCACCUUCGUCUUCACCGUGGUCUACGCCGUCUGGUGCAGAGAGGCCCGCGACAGCGACAAAGAGGAGGACGUGGGGAGUGUGAGAAAGGAGGAGAAAGAAGCAGAGGGUGACCAGGGGCUGGAGCUGGAGGAGAGAGAGGUGCCUCCAAACCGUGAAGGAGUGGUGAGCUCCUCCAAAUGAAGGUUUCUCGCCUGCCUCCUCCAGGCAGGCCUCCAGGGCUGCCCCCAUGCCUGCUCUGCACUCUGCAAGCAAAGUCCUGGUCCUGGGGCCAGGGGAAUUAUCCCAUGUGGGGUUCGGGGUGAAGGGUCCCUGAAUGAGGAGCGCUCAGGACCCACCCCAAGUCCCUCUGGGAGGCUUCUUUGCAUUUACCUGGGUGUUUAUGCGUCCCCUUCCCCAGCACAUCCUGCCCCAGCCCCCUUUUUCACUGGCAAGAGGGACGUGGGGCAGAAACCGUGCAGUUGGCUCUCCAGUGUUUGCAGGGCCCAGGCCCGGUCCAGUCCUCCUGCAAUCUCGCUUCUGCUGCUUCUGGGCAAGAACUUCGAGCCGAUGCGGAGCGCAGGGCGGUUUCCUGGGAGACGAGCGCCCCUCCCACCGUGUGCCGAGUUUCUGGUCACUGUCCCCCCCCCCCCCCCCCAGCUGGGACUGCGGCGGGUGCCGAGGCUGGGAGGAGACGCGGCGUCAUCACCCCCUCUUCCUGCCCUGCCCUCUUGGUGGCGGCUCCGCGGCUCCGUCCUUGCUGUGUGGCCCUAAGCAUGUAACUUAACGUCUCUGUGCCUCAGUGUCCUGUCCCGUAAAGGGGGGGGGGGGGGGGAAUAACUUGAUCCUUUAUAAGUUGUCAUGAGGACGAAGUGAAAUGAUGUCCACAAAAAUCCUGGGCACAGAACCCGGAACCCAAAAGGCGUCUAAUAAAUGCCAGCUUUUUGUGAUGCUGAAACGGCGCGGAUGGGGCCGGGCGCACGGCCGUCCUCGAACAGGCUUGGGGGAUCUAGAAGGCCACAGCGUGAGCACCCAGACUGCGGCUCUGGGGUCCGGACGAUCCGGGCGUUCCGGGUGAGGGCGGAGCGGAGGUCGGAGAGGUCGCGAGAAGGGCGGGGCCGUGUAGGCUCCUCCCCUUCCGCAGGGGCGGGACUUCUCCUCUAGGGGCUUCUGGAAAUGGGGCGGGGAGCGUUUUGUUGCUGUCGCAAGCCCGCGUCCCUUUAUGGCAUUUAGUUGGGGGCCCAGGGGACGGCGAACAGCCUGCAGUGUUGGGACAGCUCCCCCCCCCCAAAGCCAAGAACUGCAUCACCUCAGGGGCCAACGUCCGAAACCACAGAUGCUUUCCUGGAGAUCCCCCCCCCCCCCAAAAUAGCGGAGCCCUGACAUCCUGUCUGAGGACCCCAAGCCCGGUUGACCUCCCACUCUGGGUUGAGCCCCACACCCCUGGUGAAGUCCCACAGCUCUGAGUGACCCCCGAUCCCGGCUGAGCCCCCCACCUUGGGCUGAGCUCCAGACUGACCCCCCCACCUCUGGUUGAUGGGGGUCGAGCCCCCAUCCCGCAUGAGCCCUACCCCAAAUGACCCCCAACGCUGUCUGAGCCCCCACAACAGGCUGAACCUUCAUCCCGCAAAAGAAGCUCCUGCUAGGGCCCCCUUUCUCGUUGCGGGG
Messenger RNA from Acinonyx jubatus (cheetah), 1934 nucleotides. RefSeq names its product small integral membrane protein 24-like. Bases 153 to 470 code for a protein of 105 amino acids. The transcript has 3 exons. The record is from RefSeq and is a predicted model, not a curated record. Lineage: Eukaryota; Metazoa; Chordata; Mammalia; Carnivora; Felidae.